AUGGACAAAAUUCCUAGGACACAUGAAGCUAUUGAAGCUCAAAUUAGAGAAAUUCAAUCAAAGAAGAGUGAAUUACCAGAGAAUGGUAAUAAAAAGGGUGUAGCCCUUGGUGAAAAUUAUUAUGACAGUGAUAUUUAUGAUAAUUCAGGGCAGGGUGGUAAGUCCAGGUAUGAUGGAUAUGUGACUUCAAUUGCUGCUAAUGAUGAAGUAGAAGAUGAUGAUGUUGAAAAUGUUCCAAUUACACAAAAGCGAUCUGGAUAUACUGCACCCGCAUCCCUCCUUAAUGAUAUUGCACAGAGUGAUAAGGAUUAUGAUCCAUUUGCUGACAAAAGGAGACCAACUAUUGCUGACCGAGAAGAUGAAUAUCGUCAAAAAAGGCGCAGGAUGAUUAUAUCUCCAGAACGCAUGGAUCCAUUUGCUGAAGGUGGUAAAACUCCAGAUGUUGGCUCUCGAACAUACACUGAAAUUAUGAAAGAGCAAUAUUUACGGGCUGAAGAAACAGAAUUAAGGAAGAAGUUAUUGGAAAGAGCCAGGGAGGGAACACUAAAGCCUGUAGCACAGCCUAAUGGAGAAGCAGCCAAGCCACCUGCUAAACGCAAGGGACGUUGGGAUCAAAGUUCUGAGGAAACCCCAGUGGCUAAGAAGACUGUUUCAACUACGCCAAGUUCGCAGGCUACACCAUCUUGGGACCAAGAGCGAGGUGCUUGGGAAGAAACUCCCAGUGCCCCUGGUCGUGGAGGUGAAACGCCUGGCGCUACUCCUUCAGCUCGCGUUUGGGACGCUACUCCUGGACAUAUAACACCUGGACAUGCCACUCCAGGCCGGGAUACACCUGCACAACACGCUUCUAGGCGUAACCGGUGGGAUGAGACACCUAAAACCGAUAGAGAGACACCGGGACACAACAGUGGGUGGGCUGAAACCCCACGAACGGACCGUGGGACUGGUGUGGACACAAUUCAGGAGACUCCUACUCCGGGCACUAAGCGUCGAUCACGAUGGGAUGAGACUCCUGGAGCAACUCCGGCUGCAGCUACACCGACCCCGUCUCACGCUACGCCCUCACACGCCACUCCUUCCCAUGCUACCCCUUCACACGCGACCCCCACACCGCACACACCGAUGUUUACACCAGGAGGAUCUACACCAGUGGGAAUCAAAGCUAUGGCAAUGGCUACACCAACUCCUGGACAUGUCGCUGCUAUGACUCCAGAGCAAUUACAAGCUUACCGAUGGGAAAAAGAAAUAGAUGAAAGAAAUCGUCCAUACACAGAUGAAGAAUUAGAUGCCAUGUUCCCUCCUGGGUACAAGGUUUUACCGCCUCCUGCCGGUUAUGUACCAAUUCGGACCCCGGCCCGAAAGCUGACCGCAACACCUACUCCACUGGGUGGUACCCCUAUCGGCUUUUUCAUGCAGACGGAGGAACUGGGAGGGUCGGCCGCUGCAGCCGCGCGCCUGCUCGACCCGCAGCCCAAGGGUAGCCAGCAGCUGCCCUUCAUGAAACCCGAAGACGCGCAGUAUUUUGAUAAACUGCUCAUUGACGUGGACGAAGACAGUCUGUCGCCAGAAGAAUUGAAAGAGAGGAAGAUUAUGAAACUUCUAUUGAAGAUAAAGAAUGGUACACCACCAAUGUGUAAAGCUGCACUUCGUCAAAUCACAGACAAGGCUCGUGAAUUCGGCGCCGGACCCUUAUUUAACCAGAUCUUGCCUCUACUUAUGAGCCCUACUCUAGAAGAUCAGGAAAGACAUUUGCUCGUAAAAGUCAUCGACAGGAUUUUAUAUAAAUUGGAUGAUUUAGUUCGUCCCUAUGUACAUAAGAUACUCGUCGUAAUUGAACCUCUAUUGAUUGACGAAGAUUAUUACGCUCGCGUUGAAGGUCGAGAAAUUAUAUCAAAUCUGGCCAAAGCUGCUGGUCUCGCGACUAUGAUCUCAACAAUGAGACCUGACAUUGACAAUAUUGAUGAAUAUGUGAGAAAUACUACGGCCCGAGCCUUUGCUGUUGUUGCUUCUGCUUUGGGUAUCCCAUCUUUACUACCAUUCUUGAAGGCUGUGUGCAGAUCAAAAAAAUCGUGGCAAGCCAGGCAUACUGGAAUUAAAAUAGUUCAACAAAUAGCCAUCCUGAUGGGCUGUGCAAUUCUGCCUCAUUUGAAAUCUUUAGUUGAAAUUAUUGAGCAUGGUUUGGUGGAUGAACAACAAAAAGUACGUACUAUUACAGCCUUGGCUAGUGCAGCUCUAGCUGAAGCUGCUACACCAUACGGUAUUGAGUCAUUUGACUCAGUGCUAAAACCUCUGUGGAAAGGUAUAAGGACCCAUCGAGGUAAAGGUUUAGCCGCCUUUCUCAAAGCUAUCGGCUAUCUUAUCCCACUUAUGGAUGCCGAAUAUGCUAACUAUUAUACACGUGAAGUGAUGCUAAUUCUUAUUCGAGAGUUCCAGUCACCUGAUGAAGAAAUGAAAAAGAUUGUAUUGAAGGUGGUUAAACAGUGUUGUGGCACUGAUGGUGUAGAGCCUCAGUAUAUUAUGGAUGAAAUUCUACCACAUUUCUUUAAACACUUUUGGAAUCAUCGUAUGGCUUUGGACAGACGUAAUUAUAGACAAUUGGUGGACACUACAGUCGAAAUCGCCAAUAAAGUUGGUGCUUCUGAAAUAAUCAACAGAAUUGUAGAUGAUCUAAAAGAUGAUAAUGAACAAUACAGAAAAAUGGUAAUGGAAUCGAUAGAGAAGAUUCUUGCUAACUUAGGAGCAGCAGACAUUGAUUCAAAGUUAGAGGAGGCCCUUAUUGAUGGUAUUCUCUAUGCAUUCCAAGAACAGACUACUGAGGAUGUUGUCAUGUUGAACGGUUUUGGUACUAUUGUGAACCAACUGGGCAAGCGUGUGAAACCUUACUUACCACAGAUUUGUGGUAUUAUCCUGUGGCGUAUGAACAACAAAUCCGCUAAAGUUCGACAGCAGGCAGCUGACCUCAUUUCACGUAUUGCAGUGGUAAUGAAAACUUGCCAAGAGGAAAAAUUGAUGGGCCAUCUUGGCGUUGUCCUGUAUGAAUACUUAGGAGAAGAAUAUCCCGAAGUAUUAGGAUCAAUACUUGGUGCAUUAAAAGCUAUUGUUAAUGUUAUUGGUAUGACUAAAAUGACACCGCCCAUUAAAGAUUUACUACCCAGACUUACCCCAAUUCUUAAGAACAGACACGAAAAAGUGCAAGAAAAUUGCAUCGACUUGGUGGGACGUAUUGCAGACAGAGGACCAGAGUUUGUGUCAGCAAGAGAAUGGAUGAGGAUAUGCUUUGAACUUCUCGAGUUAUUGAAGGCACACAAAAAAGCAAUUAGGAGAGCCACCGUGAACACUUUUGGUUAUAUUGCUAAAGCUAUCGGUCCUCACGAUGUCUUGGCGACCUUACUCAACAACUUGAAAGUGCAGGAAAGACAAAAUCGAGUGUGCACCACCGUCGCAAUAGCUAUAGUUGCAGAAACGUGCUCACCUUUCACAGUAUUGCCAGCCCUGAUGAAUGAAUACAGAGUGCCAGAGUUGAAUGUGCAAAAUGGCGUACUCAAAUCACUUUCCUUCUUAUUUGAAUAUAUCGGAGAAAUGGGCAAAGACUAUAUUUAUGCCGUUUGCCCGCUACUAGAAGAUGCUCUUAUGGACAGGGAUCUUGUGCACCGACAAACAGCAUGUGCGGCUAUAAAACACAUGGCGUUAGGUGUUUACGGGUUUGGCUGCGAAGAUGCUCUAGUUCAUCUUCUAAAUCAUGUGUGGCCUAACAUCUUUGAAACUUCUCCACAUUUGGUCCAAGCCUUUAUGGAUGCCGUCGAAGGAAUGAGGGUCGCCCUGGGACCUGUUAAAAUUCUGCAGUAUGCUCUACAGGGACUAUUCCAUCCAGCAAGAAAAGUUCGCGAUGUGUACUGGAAGAUCUACAAUACAUUAUAUAUUGGCGGACAAGACGCGCUAGUCGCAGGUUAUCCAAGGAUACAAAAUGAUCCAAAUAAUCACUAUCUUCGAUAUGAAUUAGAUUAUAUACUUUAA
Arctia plantaginis is the source of this 4014-nucleotide messenger RNA. The record is from the annotation of a GenBank genome assembly. Lineage: Eukaryota; Metazoa; Arthropoda; Insecta; Lepidoptera; Erebidae.